CCAGCGUCAAGGAUGGCAUCACCUCGAUACACAGCAAGAACUCCAAGAAGGAAAUGCAGCGCCCCGCCACGCAAAAAAGCAUGCGGGAGUUGCACAAAAUCUAAAGUCCGAUGCGAUCUCGAAAGACCCGCCUGUUCCCGGUGCAGAUCGUUGCGUCGCGUCUGCCAGUACGCAACUCCGAGCUCUAUUCCUCCACUUGCAACCCAGCACGAAUCCACCCAGGGAGAGGGAGAAGAAGGAGAGCCCAUAACUCCAUGGAUAAGCUCUUCAAUUCUCGAGGCUGUGCAGCUAGAUCCGGGGCUGGAAGCUGCAAUCCCUCCUAUCAGACCCGCAGAUGACGGGCUGGAUUUCACAAAAGUCGACCUCGUUCCUAGCCAGAAUGCAGAGAAUAUUCGAGAUCGAUGGCUGAGACCGUACAUUCUCCCCCCACCAGGACAAGAGGAGACUCCAAAGCUGUAUAACCCCUUUACACUACAGUAUAUAUCAAGGGUCUUGAGCACCUAUCCCCAUGUGAUGCUAAAGGAUGGCGAUGUCCCGCCUAUUAUUCACCGCUGCCAGGUUUCUGGGCCCACAAUGCCUGUUGCACUGGCCAAUUGUUAUAGCCUGGUACGGAUGUGCAUUCAAGCGGCCCCGGGCAGUGAGAUGAUGGUGGUGAGUACUGUUGAGAAAGAAAUGGAACGACUGGCAAUUGAGACCUCUGGGCUCUACGACAUUGAGCUUUUAUCCGCUUUCCAAGCAUACCUUCUUUAUUCCAUCAUGCUGUAUUUUUCACUACCUAGCGGAAGUUCCGCGGUAAAUGACAAGACCAUGAUCACUCUCAUGGAGAUGGCCUUCCGGACCGCACGGAAUGGUCUAUUCAGCGCAUCUGAAAUAUCGCAUAGUCGACCUACUUGGGAAUCAUGGAUUGUAGCCUCCACGAAACGUCGAGCCAUCUUUACCAUGUAUCUGUUUAGUAGCGUGUAUAACGCGGACCGAUCACUCCCGAACUUCAUUGCAGAUGAACUCAGGGGAGUGUAUGUGCCGGAAGGUAAAUCCCUCUGGGAGGCUAGUGACCGCAAACUCUGGAUGCGUGAGUAUGAUCGGCAUCUGCUCAGCUGGGAAGACGGGAUGUUCGAGAUCUCAGAGCUAUGGAAGUCGCCAGAGACUGGCUCGGCCGUACGACGAAAGCGAAUUGAGCGAUGGUUACGGACGGUGGACGAGUAUGGGAUGAUGUUAUUUGCAGUGUGUGCUCAUAUACAUGGAUGCUAACAGUUGUAUUGAAGUUCCAAGAGUGAACCAAGUCAGGUUUAAUUCAAU
This is a messenger RNA of Aspergillus ochraceoroseus IBT 24754, 1296 nucleotides long. Its product is annotated as Zn(II)2Cys6 transcription factor domain-containing protein. The transcript is spliced from 2 exons. The record is from RefSeq and is a predicted model, not a curated record. Lineage: Eukaryota; Fungi; Ascomycota; Eurotiomycetes; Eurotiales; Aspergillaceae. Gene Ontology annotation, biological process: regulation of DNA-templated transcription. Gene Ontology annotation, molecular function: zinc ion binding; DNA-binding transcription factor activity, RNA polymerase II-specific. The coding region runs from base 13 to 1248 and encodes 411 amino acids.